UGAGUUUUGAGAUGCUGUCGUAAAGCUUUAAAUUUCACCUCAUUGAAAUUGGCAGAUCUUUCUAUAGAAAGUUGACAUGCCCCUUCAUCCAAAAAUUCACCUCCACGUUUGUCUGAUUAUGUUGUUAUCUUGUUAGUAUUUAUGAUAUUUGCCGCUUUUGAAAGAAUUGGAGUUUUUAUGAAAUAUCUUAGAAUGAAUGCUUGAAGCAGGACGAGUGAUAAUUGUUGCCGUGGGCUUCUGGUAUGGAUCUACCUGCAAGAACGAUUAGUGACUAUAUGAAUCGAACAAAAUUUCUCACAUCUUUCUACUGUCUUGUGAGGAGCAUGUGCAAGGAAAAACCUAGACUUAUCUGCAACUUUCUUGCAGCUUGUGGGCACUGUAUCAGUACAUUUUUAGAUUUUGUAAACAAGCAGCUUCAAAGCUUUAAUUAAUGCCUCCUGGAUUCAAUUCAGCAUUUAGUUGCUUGUUUAAAUGUAGGAUGUGCUGAUUUCUUUCUCUCUUCUUUUUUUUUUGUUUUUUUUUGGGGGGGGGGAUGUAUGUUGUCAUUUUGUGUCUCAAGAUUGGAAAAUAUCUUCAAUAGGUAGCAAAGUGAGGAUCUUUUGGAUAGUUGCCUCGGCAAUACAAUUUGUUCAUGUUGAAUGCUAUAUGUUUCGAUCCAUUUUGAGAAGAGUAGUGUAGAUUAUUUCAAAGAGCUCAAGGGCAGUUAAAUGUUGGAUAAGAAUUUUGAGAAAGGAGCAAUGAAGCUUGCAUUCACAAGCAUAUGACUAUUGUUAAAAAUGAGUGCCUUGAUUUUUGAUAAGAUGAAGCAAAACUCACUGGUUGUCGGGCCUCUAUAAGAGGUACUCAUUUUGAUUUUUCGAUAUUUUGCUCAAAUUCUUGCUACAUUUAAUUCUUUUCUUGUUCUGGAUCAUCUAUGAGUGCUUGUGAAGGGUUCAAAUAAUGUUCUUUUCAAUUUAACUAGUGGUGAGAAGUUAUCUACCAACUGUCGAUCAGCAAUUUGCCAAAAUUUGUUUAUGGAUUUCCUUUUGGUCAUUUGUGUACUUUUCCUACAUUGAUAAAUAUUCUAGUGUGAAGUCAGAUCUGGUUAGAUAAAUUCACCAAAUGUAUCUGUUUAUAUUAAUACUGAAGGUUUCAUUGUGAAUGUGAUGUCCAAUCAUGACAAACAUCUUCUUCUUCCCUUUGCUUCAGUACCUUUUUCUGAGAAAUUGUUCCCAAUAACAAAUUUAUCCUGCCCGCUCUCUCAACUUAAUGCCCCUGUGGCUCUUUAUUCAGUAUUUUUGGAUGGCAAUGCAUGCUGUGCUGAGUUUCUAAAGUCAUUUGCUGAAUCAUGUUUGACAUUGUGGAACAUGUGAGCGCCAAAGUUCAUCUUUUAGUGUUUGCAUAUUGUGGUACUUUGUUACCUUAUGCUGCGGAUGUAUCUGACUCUAUUCACCGCUGCAGAGGUUUGUAGAUGGUUCAAGCUAGAAGCAUAAAGAGUGGACUUAAUGACAAUAUAUGGAGCAAUGGACUGUUGUCUGCAGAUAAUUCUGGCAGGAAAAUAUAAAGGUCAAAGGGAUAUUGAUGAAAGCCUGGAUUAGCAUGUGGGUAAUGGGAAAGAUAAGAAAGGAUCAGGACCAAAAAUUAGCAAAUGUAAGACAGAGGGAGACCAAGAUUGAUAAUAAGGGAUGAAGGGAAAAUCGUCAUUUACGAAGAUGGAGGGAGGUAUUUGUUAUGCCAGGUCUAUUUGUCAAAAUACAAGAAAGAGGCAAAAGAAAUAGUGGAUGAGAUGCUAGAAGUGGAAAAGCGGGGGGAUGGAAGAGAUUAAAAAAGAGAGAUUAGGCAGCUGAAAUCAUUGUUUGUUUUCAAAAUUGAUGUGUUGGCACAUCCAUGGAACUCAUUUUGCUUAAAUUUAGGGACUUUUUUGUGUGAACAUCUGCAUGUAUGUUCUUUCUGUGUAUUCACUUUCUUUGAUUGUUUGAUGUUUUAAUGGUUUGAAUGCUGAAACUGAUAGCUUAAAAACCUGUGCAUCAAUAAGUCUGCCCCUAUGUCCUUGUUUAUGCAUUUAGUAAGUCAUGCUCUGUAUGUAUGAUUUGGAAGCCCAUCAUAUGUGAGUUGGUGUAGCCUACUGCAAGUGCUUCCAACCACUGAUGUAUUGAUCUUAAGUCAAAUUCAAUAUUUGAGUCAUUAGAUACAAAAUGAUCUGGUCGGCACCUGUUUUGCAAAUUGGAAUUCUUAUGACUUGUCUGAUUUGGAUGUGAACCAUGAAGUUCAAGUCAUGGGUUUUAUAUCUUUUUUCUUUUUUAAUCUUGAGAGGAAGAUUAGGCACUAACCCUUAUCAUUUUCACAAAUCAUAAAUUGUAUAUCAUCACCUGAAAUUAUAAAAUUCAGUUUUGAUGCAUUGAAAGAGAAUAUAUUCUAUCAAAUUUUUAAACACCUAAAUCUGUCUGGUGGAUUUUUAUAGAACUUUAGAAAUCUCUCUCAUAAAUUAUCUAUGUCGGAAAUAACCAUAAAAAAGCUGCUGAGAUUUUCAAUCUUUCUAUCAAAAAUGUGAAAAGUUAUGGUUUGAGUCAAGGAUUCAGAUUUCGGCAGAACAUUCCACAACAUACCGGGAUGGGGUACCAUCCCAUGUGUCGGGGCAGGGCUGUUCUGCUAACAUCUCAAUGUCCCAAUUGGUACAUCUUAAGACAUCCCCUGUCCUAAGUAUCGGGACGGGAUGGGACGGUGGCGUGUCUUUUCUAUGGGAAAAUCGGGAUAAUCCCAUCCCACGGGAUUUAAAAUCUUGGUCUGAGUUACAUCCCUUAUCAAAAUUUACACACACACACACACACACAUAUAUAUGUAUAUAUUCUCUGCUAGAUUCUACAUCGAAAGCAUCUUGACCUCCCAAAUUUUUGUUGAUAUGGGUCUCUGAAAAUACUCUAACUUACUGGCCUAACUACCACCACCCUGUUGCAUAAUUCUGCGACAAAAUUCAUGAAUUUAAUGUGACAUAAUCUGGUGCGGUACUUUAUAUUAUUUUUAUUCCUAUAAAAUUUCUAUGACAAUGCUUAUAAUAAUUCCUUAUUUUUCUUACUUUAAGAUCUUACCAAAUAAGCUUAUUAACUAGGUCCUUGCUCUGCAAACUUCACCAGAAUUUCUUCAUAUCAUCAUCCUUCUCAAAGCUUUCUUGGCUUAUAUUGCUUAGUGUGUUGCCCUUAUAUAUUCAUUUUUCUAGAGUUAUGUUUUCAAUAAUUUUGCAGAUAUUCUAUAUUUUGUUGAACUCACUAAUCUUUUAUUGGAACUAUGUUCUCCAUAAUUUUGAUACUUGUAAAUUGUUUUAUUAUUUCGACACCUUUACUUUAGCUGAACUGCAGAUGUUAGGCACACCAAUAGAUAAUCAUAAUAUAUGCAGCAUAAUUAACCUUACUACUCAUUUUUCUCCUUUGGGUUUUUAUACAUCUUUCCAGGCCUUUUACAUUCUUCAUUCUUUUCUAUUCAAUAAAGAUCAGCCUUGACAAUCUCUUAUCAUCUUUCAAAUCAUGAUCGUAGUCUGCUAUUUCUUUUCUUUUAGAAAAGUUGCUUUGUUGAUACUGCCUUUAUGCUUCACAUCAUUUUCAUUCAUCUUAUGCUUGUCAUCAAUGGAAUUUGUGCUUUGUGUGGCAUUGUGUUCUUCCUUUAAUUUGCAAUAUCUUUUUAGUGUAACUAGGUGCUUAUCAUCCCUUAAACCCAACAGUUAAUCUUGUCUUGUGGAUGCAAGGCAUUGCCUAUUUGGGGAAAGCUCUUUUGCCUGACAAUAUGAAAAGAAGCCUUGGUUGAUCUGGAUCCUUUCAACAUAUCAACUCUGGAGUUCUCGACUCUUAUGAAUGAUCACAUUGCAUAAAGUGAUAAUAUAAUCAAUGGCAUGUUGAAGAGAAAGCCUGACCAAGAAGACAAUGAAGCUGCUGAAUCAAGUGAGUGGACAACCAGCCCUGGAUAUGCUGAGGCAGUUACCAGUCCUCUCCUCACACCUGUAUCAGGAAAAGGAGGUAGGACCUAUGGCAGGUCCAAGGGGAAGAACAGUAAAUCUGGACCUCAGACCCCCAUGUCAAAUGCUUGUUCCCCAUCUAGCAAUUCUCUCACUCCAGUGGGUACCUGCCGUUAUGACAGCUCUCUAGGACUCCUAACAAAAAAGUUUAUCAAUUUACUCAAGCAUGCACAGGAUGGCAUCCUUGAUUUAAAUAAAGCUGCAGAAACAUUGGAGGUCCAAAAGAGAAGGAUAUAUGACAUUACAAAUGUCCUUGAAGGGAUUGGACUGAUAGAGAAGAAACUUAAGAACAGAAUCCGUUGGAAGGGAGUAGAUGACUUGAGGCCAGGAGAGCUUGAUGAUGAUGUUUCAAAUUUACAGGCAGAAGUUGAAAAUCUGAGCUUGCAGGAGCGCAGCCUAGAUGAGCGUAUAAGUGAAAUGCGAGAUAGACUAAGAGAGCUUACGGAGGAUGAAAAUAAUCAAAAGUGGCUUUAUGUGACUGAAGAUGACAUCAAAGGCCUGCCCUGCUUUCAGAAUGAAACCUUGAUUGCAAUUAAAGCCCCUCAUGGUACCACACUGGAAGUUCCAGAUCCUGAUGAGGCUGGUGAAUACCCCCAUAGGAGAUACAGAAUUGUCCUAAGAAGUACCAUGGGUCCAAUAGAUGUUUAUCUUGUUAGUCAAUUUGAGGAGAGGUUUGAGGAGAUGAGUGGUGUUGAGACACCCCCAAGGAUCCUACCUACAACAAAUUCAGCGUUUGUUGAGAACUCUACAGUGGGAGUGGUUACGGAAGAGAGCAGGGGAAAGGAAAUGACACCUAAUGUUCAAGACAGUCAGAGGAUGAGUUCAGAUCCAAAUGCCUCACAGGAUUUUGUUGGUGGGAUGAUGAAGAUUGUUCCUUCAGAUGUUGAUACUGAUGCUGAUUACUGGCUUCUAUCGGAUGCUGGGGUCAGCAUUACAGAUAUGUGGAAGACAGCACCUGAAGUUCAGUGGGAUGCAAUGGGCAGGUUUAAUCCAGAGGAUUUCAUUUCAAGCAAUGUUAGCACUCCACAGCCAGAAACUCCACCAUCUGGUGUUAUCAAUGUCCCUUCCGAUACGAACUCCACUCAUGGAUAAAUGUGAGAUCAAGCAAGUAGAAUUCAGAAACUCAGGUCGGCACUUUUUUCCGCUGAGGCAAUCAUGUUCAAGGUUCUCAGUGUCACUGAAACGACAUUCUAGCUGGGUAUUUCCAUCAAAAAUAGACCUUCUAGCUGGGAAUAAUCAUCAUUUUGGGCGGCGGCCAACCUAGUGUUUCACGGGAGAGGUGGUUGCAAGAGAAAGCUGUCAGUUGCGUUAAAAGAACUGUUACCGUCCAUAUGUACAGUUGAGUAACAUGUCUUAUUACAUAGGCCGGGCAAGAAUCCUAGUCUUCCUCUUUCUGAAGCAUUUGUCAUGCACCAACAUAUCAACAGUCCUCAUAGCCAUAGGUUCACAUGUAGCAGACAUCAGAAUUAUGUUCAAUUUCUCCCAUAUAUGUAGCUUAUUAUAUUUCUUACAUGUACAAGAUGCUAUGCAUUUUUUUCAGUUAUAACUCUUUUGAAAGAUAAAAA
This is a messenger RNA of Elaeis guineensis (African oil palm), 5547 nucleotides long. RefSeq names its product transcription factor E2FA. The record is from RefSeq and is a predicted model, not a curated record. Gene Ontology annotation, cellular component: RNA polymerase II transcription regulator complex. Gene Ontology annotation, molecular function: protein dimerization activity; RNA polymerase II cis-regulatory region sequence-specific DNA binding; DNA-binding transcription factor activity, RNA polymerase II-specific. Lineage: Eukaryota; Viridiplantae; Streptophyta; Magnoliopsida; Arecales; Arecaceae. Gene Ontology annotation, biological process: regulation of transcription by RNA polymerase II.